Messenger RNA from Cannabis sativa, 375 nucleotides. RefSeq names its product secreted RxLR effector protein 161-like. The transcript has a single exon. The coding region runs from base 1 to 375 and encodes 124 amino acids. NCBI's taxonomy places the organism in Eukaryota, Viridiplantae, Streptophyta, Magnoliopsida, Rosales, Cannabaceae. The record is from RefSeq and is a predicted model, not a curated record.
AUGCAGCAACCAAAGAAGUUGUGUUUGGAAGCAGUGCAACGAAUGUUGAGGUACGUCACAGAUACUAUUGAUUAUGGGCUCUUUUAUAAGAAAGGCGAUGGGGUUAAGAUUGUUGACUACUGCGAUAUUAAUUAUGCCGGAGAUCACGAUACUCGUCAAUCAACUACUGUGUAUGUAUUCAAGCUUGGAUCUAGAGUAAUAUCUAGGUGUAGCAAAAGGCAACCAACUAUACCCCUAUCAACCAUAAAAGCAGAAUACAGAGCAGCGACAAUGGCAGCUCAAGAGAGCAUGUGGUUAAUGCAGCUGAUAAAGGAUCUAUACCAGUCUUUAGAUUAUGCAGUACCACUUUAUUGUGAUAAUCAGUCUGCUAUUUGA